Rubroshorea leprosula is the source of this 1382-nucleotide messenger RNA. NCBI's taxonomy places the organism in Eukaryota, Viridiplantae, Streptophyta, Magnoliopsida, Malvales, Dipterocarpaceae. The record is from the annotation of a GenBank genome assembly.
GCUCUCACCAAUCUGCACUCUUUUAAAUUUCAAACAAGAGUUAAAAUAGAGAGCUUUUGGAUACAAGAAUAGUAAAGCUAUCCUAUCAAGGACUAACAUGUCAACACAUCCAAAGUUGGAGGAGUCCACUUUGCUUUUCCCAUAUUCUUCAAGAAUUGGAAAUGUCCGUGUCGGGAUCUACUGUUCAUCUUCAAAACCAAACCUUCCAAGUUUCUGCCAUGCGCCAUGCACUCAAGAUAGUGAUGAGGAGCAAACACAGCUACCUGAAACAACCGUGUGGAUUCGCUGUGAUGUUUAUGACACUGUGUUGAUUGGGAUUCCUGUAACAGAAAAUGCUUUACCUACGCUAUUUAAAACAUACAUGCAAGUUAGUGCGGAUCAUGCCCGAAAAUAUGGGGGGACAGGACUGGGCCUCGUAAUACGCAAACAUCUGUUGUGUAAGGAUAGGUCCACGGUUAAGGAACUCCGACUCGAGUGCAUUGUGGUUCUAGAUUCACUGCCUGGUGAUAAUUCUGAUGACCCGGAUGAGCUGUCAGAUGUGGCUGAUCAUGAUGCCGCAAUUGAUGAUGCAACUGCUGGCUUUUUUCAAUUCCCAUCCACGCACCUUGGACAAAAGGAGGUGACUUGUCUUGAGGAUGACUGUUCUGUUGUUGAAGCUGCAGAGACAUUUUCAGAGCCUGGAAGUUUGUCCAGUCACAGCCCCGAUCCUGAUGAUGAAAAUGGGAACCCUGACAGUACAGUUAUUCGGUCCACAUCAAAUGGCAGUCUAGUUGUACCAGAUUCAAUUUCAAAGCCCAAGAUCCUUCUUGUAGAAGAUAACAAGGUUAAUGUAAUGGUAACACAAUCAAUGAUGAAGCAGUUGGGCGAUACAAUAGAUGUUGUGAACAACGGAGUUGAAGCUGUCCGGACAGUUCAGAGCAGUAAUUAUGAUCUAAUUCUGAUGGAUGUCUGCAUGCCAGUAAUGGAUGGCCUUCAAUCGACAAGACUGAUUCGUUCCUUUGAAGAAGCUGGCAACUGGGAUGCUGCAGCAAAAGCUGGAAUUGAGCAGCUUUUGUCUUCUUCAAAUUUAUUACAAAAUGGUGAGGGUUCUGUGCUUCCAACAGAGCGGAUUCCCAUAAUUGCAGUAAGCUCUUCCACUUGUAAUCUCUCAAAUUGAAUUCUUUGCCUUGCUAGUUGUGGAUGUUUACUCACAUAUGUAGCAUAUUCCUUAACAUAAGAAAGCGGUUGGUCUGUCUGCGUAAGUGCCAUAUUGUGUUUGCACCUCUCUGUGAGGAAGUUACCGUCUGGAUACAUAUCUUUAAUUUUCUAACAUUAAUUAUAUAUUGCAGGAGUAUAGUCUAAAUGCUACUUAUCAUACUUGAAAAUAAGUUAUUUUUUUUUGG